CCCUGCAUUCUUAGGCUGAAGGGAAAGGAGGAAAGAUAAAAAAAGAAAAAACAGCUAAGUUUUAUCGCCCUUUUAAGAGGAUUGCAACCUCCCUGCUUUUUUUUCCUCCCUCUUAAAGGAUUUACUUGUUCUCCCUGCUGGCAACGCGACCUUUGGAUAGAACUCACUUCGCCCUGGGUUUUUUUUUUUCCUUCUUUCCUUUCGCUCCGGAGGAAAACCCAGAGCUUUCCCGGAGCGUUUGGGGGUCCCCCAAGCCGGGCGAUUUCCCCCUCUCCCUCUGCACCCAGCCGGAGGGUCUCUUGCCCGCUUCCUCGCUGCCCCUUCCCACGACCCCGGCGGACGCGCGUCUGGGCGCUCUGCCCCUCUGCAGCCAUGCGGGUCCACCCGGUCGGGGUCUCCCUGGGCUUGUUCCUCUCCGCCUUCCCCGUCUGCUACGUCUUGAACAGCGUGGUGGCCCUGGAGCAUCCUGUGGCCAUCAUGGCGACCGGUUUUGCAGUCUUGGCUCUUCUGUUUGCUGUGAUCUACGUCCCGUCUGGCUCCCGGGACCCUCUCUUCUCUGUCUUCAUGGUUUUCUCCUUCACCUCCGGGAUCGAUGCCAUCAUCGCUCUGGAAGAGGACGGCUACGUCAGUGACUUUAUGGGAUUCUACAUGAGAGAGGGUGAGCCGUAUCUUACCACAGCCCACGGGAUUAUGAUGUGCUACUGGGACAGCGUGGUUCACUAUACCCUCUAUCUUGCUAUGAUUUUGGCCAUCACUCAACGGAAAAGUUACCGGAACGUCGGCCUCUAUUGGAUCGGGUCUCUCACGAUGAAUCUCGUGGUUUUCCUUUUGGGCAACGUGAUCGGGAAGUACGGCUCCGAGAUCCGGCCGGCCUUCCUUCUCAACACCCCUUUCCUGGUCAUCCCCAUCUGGGCUGCUACCCGGAUUUUCCCCCAGCCAAAGGACUUACCUCUGGUGACAGCUGAUAAGAUCGCCGAAGAGCAGGGCAAAAGCUUGCUCCAGCGCCCCCUGGAUUUGGGACUGGUGGCGUAUCUCCUUUUUGCCGCAGCCUUCACCCUCUUCCGUGGACUGGUGGUAUUGGAUUGUCCGGCCGAUGCCUGCUUUGACUACCUCUAUCAGCAGGAACCUUAUUUACGCGAUCCGGUCGCCUACCCCAAAAUUCAGAUGCUGGUGUAUCUCCACUAUGUCCUGCCGUAUUUCUGCGUCUGCAUCUACGGGUUGCUCCGGCCCGGAGUCACGUGGAUGCCGGAUUGGGCCCUCGUAUUCGCCGGGGCCAUUGCUCAGGCACAGAUGUCCCACAUUGGGUCGUCUCUUCACCACCGCACCCCAUUCCCGUAUCGUACCCCGGAAGACGCCUGGUGGAUUUUUGUCCUAUCCAACACUCUUUACGCCAUCGGGCCCCAUGUCCUGGCCUACCGCUGCCUCUGGAGCCCUGCUUUUUUCUUUUCCUCAGUUUCCCGGGACGAAAACAAGAAGACUCAAUGAUACCGGCCCUGAGAGGGUCCGUAUUCUCUCCAUAGACCAGGCCGCACUGCAUGACGCUGCUUCCUUAUUGAACCCCUGUCCGGAUAAGUUUUGAACAGAAGCGUGAAGAAUGUUGUCUUAAGUCCCUCAACCGUUUCGAUUUCAGCUGCCUCCGCGGGCCAAGGAGUCUUGAUGUCCUGUGACUUUGUGGGAAACGUAGCUGCAGAAAAUGGUCCUUUUGAGAUUUUUUUAAAGGGGCACACGUAGUGAACACAGAAGGACUGGGCAAUUGUGCAAAAAACAAACAAAAAUAAGAAAAGAUAGGAGCAACCCAUCCGGUGCUUCAGAUUUUUGAAAUCUCCUGAGACAGAACUUCCGUUGUCACUUUUUUUUUUGCAACCUGGAUUAUUUGCCACCACUAACACACACACCCCCAAAAAAACCCAGAGAUGGGUCAAAUCUCUUGGCGAAAACAUCUUGAAAUUUCUCGCCAGCCUGGAAAGAAAAGCUGUGAAUUCUCAUUUUUGUGUCCGAGAAUGAUGUAAGCGAGGAUUCGCAUCCUCAAUUCUCUACACCUUCAAGGAGGUUCAGCUUUUUUUUGAAGUUUCAUGCAAGGUCUACUCGCCGCAAGCGAUCCCGUUUGAAAAAUGGAUCGAGCUGACUCUGAACCGAGGGCAAGUGGGGGAAUUCCCAGCAGUGUAUCAAAAGGGACUCAGGUCUAUUUUGCCAAGUUGCACCUGAGUUUUACGAUUUGGGUCGAUGGUCGGGCGGAGGAACCAAAAAUACCUUUCAAAGCUGUGAUCGGCCGGUGGCUCACGAUCCAGGACCAUGGGCGGCUCGGCUUCAUUCGGGAAACAGGGUCCAGUUGUAUGAAACGAGAGGUGGGCAAAAUUUGAGUCCACCGUUCUUUAUAGAAUAAAGAUUGAUUUG
Messenger RNA from Pogona vitticeps (central bearded dragon), 2394 nucleotides. Lineage: Eukaryota; Metazoa; Chordata; Lepidosauria; Squamata; Agamidae. The record is from RefSeq and is a predicted model, not a curated record.